Desarmillaria tabescens is the source of this 1188-nucleotide messenger RNA. RefSeq lists its product as uncharacterized. The transcript is spliced from 7 exons. Gene Ontology annotation, molecular function: protein binding. The coding region runs from base 1 to 1188 and encodes 395 amino acids. The record is from RefSeq and is a predicted model, not a curated record. Lineage: Eukaryota; Fungi; Basidiomycota; Agaricomycetes; Agaricales; Physalacriaceae.
AUGGCCGUUACAUUCGAGUCCCUUCCCGUCGAACUAAUAGCAGAAAUUCUUGGAGAACUGGACAUAGAAUAUUUGAUAAAAAUGUCCUAUCUGUCCCGCAGACUCCAUGCCAUCACGUCUGAUUCGUCACUGAACCCAUGGAGACGGCCCAUUUUGCGCAAUCUUCGUUCGGCGACUUAUGAAGACUGCCUUAAACACCUUAGCGUUCGACAGACUGUCCCGAGACAGAACUGGAUUGAAAUUCUCAGCUUAGCACGUCCCUCGUUCAUCCUAUUCGACGCGACGCUACCCAACCUUAGUUCGGUCGACUGGGAAGAGUGCUUCAAUCGUCGGUUCCUCCCUGGCUGGAAAAAGUGGAAGAAGGAUGGCGCAUCGUGGAGAGAAGCUUUUAUAAAGUUUGUUCCAAUAUUUGGACAAAGGCUAUUACACCGAGUCUGGCAUCGCAGUCUGACACCUUGCACGGCGGAUGAAUCUUGGACUAAGUAUAUUGUACUGAAUCGGAACGGGUCUGCGAACGAGUUAGAGGUUUCGUCAAGGACAUUCAACCCUGUUGCUAUCUUCAAUGAUAUGAAACUACAAAGCAACCUCGCUCAUCUAGAGACCCGCAUCAGACUUGUGGUAACGCUUGCAGAUGUUCGUAUAUUGGCUUUCGGGACUUUGAAUCGACCCCGAAGUACAUUGAUGGUUAACCCGAACGCCCACAUACUUUUGCAUCCUCCAGGCAUUGAAGCGGAUGAAAGUGACUCCAACCCAAGAAUACAAAGAAUAGAUCAUUAUGUUACAGACCAUGGUGUCUAUCCCAUGGGAGAUGAGUUAACAGACAGCCAACUUACAUAUCAGGUCACAUACGACAGCUACACUCGUUUGACACAUCCUCUUCCUGCUGUCUCCCAUUCCGGUUACCCAUGGUUUACACCUGGCGGUGGCGACAAGCGCUGGCUGGGUUCCGGUGCAGAGGAGGAGGAGGGUCUUUGUUGGGUGGGCGGCUUGAUGGUAGUCGCUCAAAUUGUCGGACCUAAGUCGUACGAACGAUCGGGCGACUGGCCGCCAUUGCAAGACUUGGAUCUUGUUCUAGGUCCAGGACGUCAGCAGUACGCAUCAUUUACUUGGAACGACCUCAACGCGAUAGCUCCUUGGAUGGAGGAGCGCAUUACUAAGAAGAUCAACGGACAGGGUCUGGGUAUCUAA